AUAGGCGCACAAGGAACGAAUCUCUUCAAAGCCAAAUCCACAUUUUAAUUCUUUUCUAUGGUGGAAGAAGAAACUCAAGAAAGAGUGGCCUAACCCUUUGUCUUCUUCUUCUUUCUUUGCUUCCUACUCUCUCACGCAUGCACAACCCACUCUGCUACCCUCUCUCUUCUCUGCUUCUUCAUUCCGUUACUGCAACCGGAGAUUCACACUUUCCGACAUACCCACCAUCAAAAUCAUUCCUUUUCUCAAGAUUCACUGUUUCUGCCCCUCUGCUCCAACUGGGUCUCUUCCAAUUUCUCCUCAGGGCUCUUCACUUGCGCUAGAUUCUUGAAUCCCCAAAUCAGUUUUAUUCAUAUAAUAAUCUAGGAUUUUUGUUGGAAGAGAUUUGCUUUCUGCAUGGAUUUUGGAGGUGGGUAACUGGGUAAGUGUCAUUGCUAACAUGGCGUUAUUCUUUGGUGGAUGUGGAUCAUUCGUUAGCUUGAGCUUUUGAGACGUGACAAUGAUUUCUAUCCCUCGGUUUGGCUCAGCCAUUGGUAUGGAUUUCAAUUUUAUAUGUGUUCAUUGUAAAAUUCUGGAUUCUGAAUCUCAUCCACAAGGGAUUCAUCUGGGAUGAUAAUUGGGAACUCUAGUGUAGAUCAAAAGUUGUUUGAGGAAUUCAAUUUUCAUCAUUUGGCUUUGGAGAUCAAAAGUGUUUCUAUUUUAAUGUUGAUUGUUCCUUAUGCAAAAUUGUUGACUUUAUAUUGAAGGGAACAUAAGAUUGGGGAUCUAGUUAUAUAGAGAGGUAGUGGUGAUUUGUUGUUGUUAAUUUGGAGGCAUUUGUAGUGAGUUUUGUUUGUAUAAAGUGUUGCUGCAAUGUCUGGGGGAACGCCUGUUGGGGUUGGAGGUGGAUUUAUGAGGCAGAGACAUAGUCAAGGGUAUGCUAGCAGUGGUGAUGACCUAGAGGAUGAUGCAUGUUCGAGGCAGCGGUAUUUUCUGCCUCCACCGCCGGCGCGCAAGACAUGGAUUGAGGUGCUGGAGAAUUUUCUUUGGCUUGCCUCAGCUGCUUUCAUUCUAUACUUUGGUGAUCGGCAUUCCAAUUUCAUAUAUCUGUUGUGCCAUGACAAUCGAAUUAGAAGACUGCCUUUAUAUCUUGGGAUGAUAGGUGUCAGUUUGAACGCAUUGAUUUUCGUUUAUACAAGUGUCUUGGCGUGGAGUGUCCAGAGAUUUGAUGAAAAGUGGGGGUUAAAAAAAUGGCAGAUACAGAGCAUCAGCGUCUUGCCGUUUGCCACAGCAUUUGGAGUAGUCUCUUUUUGCUUGUUCACCUUUGCUUUGUGGCCAAUAUGGAAUUUCUUGACGCUUCCUCUUCUGUUCACACUAUUCAUGGCUUGCAUGGUAGUAUUCCCUUACCUCAUUUUCGGGACAUUCCGGCCUCAAUACGAUGAAUUCCGUACAGAUUAAGCCUCACGACGAUUCAAGUGAGGAAUAGUACUGACAUAGAUGAAAGAGUUUCUAACACAUUGACAAUGAUUGAUUGGUAGCUGUUGCAAAAUGUGGUUUGAAGUUUUGUGGCAUCGAUAGAGUAGCAUGAUGUUAUUGCAUGCUAUCCUUUCCAAAAUUGUUGCUAACUGUAAGAGCUAAGAUUGGAUUCGACUUUUAGGUUGAUUGUUAAGGCGGCUGAUAUUAACUGCUACAGGUAGAGAGAUAUAGGUUUCAUGUUUCAACAGAUCAGAGAAGUGUUUGAUGCUAUCAAUUGAAUUGCCUUCGGUUGCUGGUAUCCUAACACCAGUUUUGCUUUAUUGGUUUUGUUUGCCUAUUUUUCAGUGUGUUUGAAAUUCAUCCCCAAAAUUGCAAGAGAGAAGCUUUUACUCAAAACGUGAAUUUUUCAAGCUAGAUGCUGAAUCUGAAUGUGUUAAUUAGUUUAUGACACCCUUUUUUUUUUGUUCAUGAUUUAUAACACCCUUUCAUUAAGCCUCUUCUGACUUGUAGUUUUUGCACUCUUUCAACUUUUGUCGAAUGCUUGCCACACAGGCACAUCCCUUGCAAGAAUCAAGACCCAAACUUUUGGUACCGAAAUCAAUCAGCCGAAACCCUAAACCCUAAUCGAAAAACGUUUAGCCCAUUUUUGUUUUUCUUUCGAAAGGAUCAAAUAGUAAGGAUUUGAAACAUGAAUGAUGAAUGAACCAUGU
This is a messenger RNA of Arachis stenosperma, 2165 nucleotides long. RefSeq lists its product as uncharacterized. The coding region runs from base 853 to 1437 and encodes 194 amino acids. The record is from RefSeq and is a predicted model, not a curated record. The transcript has 4 exons. NCBI's taxonomy places the organism in Eukaryota, Viridiplantae, Streptophyta, Magnoliopsida, Fabales, Fabaceae.